AUGGGAGAAUCACACGCAGUGAUUGCUCCUAAUAGAAUUGGCGAUUUUAUCUUUAAAGGGACUAUCGGAGAAGGUGCUUUUUCGAUCGUUAAGCUGGUUGUUAAAGAACAAAAUGGUCAAUACUACGCUUGUAAAAUCAUUCCAAGGGCCAAGCUUGAAGGAAGCAUUAGAACCAGAUUCGAGCUUGAAAUUAGGAUCAACCAACAAAUGCGGCACCCAGGUGUUGUCGCAUUAAUAGAUUUAUUCAAAGAUGAUUUCAAUUAUUAUAUUAUUAUGGAGUUUUGCCCUAAUGGAGAACUCUUCGAAUACAUUGUUCAGCACGGUAAACUGUCAGAAAGAGAAUGCAAGCCUCUAUUUUAUCAAUUAACCUCAACUAUUCAAUUUAUUCAUAACAUGAACGUAUGCCAUCGUGAUUUAAAACCCGAAAAUAUACUUAUUGACAGAUUCGGAAGAUUAAAAAUCUCCGACUUCGGUUUAUCUCGAUUCAUGGGACCGAAUUGUAUCGUCUCUACUUCAUGCGGCUCACCAUGCUAUGCAUCUCCCGAAUGCAUUAGUGGGAAGCCAUAUAAUGCAAAAACGAGUGAUGUUUGGUCACUAGGCGUUAUUUUCUACGCGAUGUCGAGUGGAUUAUUGCCUUGGACUAAACGAAAUCAAACAGAACUAUACCAACAGAUUUCCACAGGCGACUACAAGAUUCCCAACCACCUGUCACCUGCCCUUGCCGAUCUUGUUCGUAAAAUGUUAACAGUUGAUUUGAACAAGAGAAUAACAAUUGCGCAAAUCCUUGAUCACGAUUUCUUCAAAGAUAUCAACAAGCAAGUCGUUUACCCGCCUUUAAACGUUCCUUUAGUUUCUCUGAAGAAAAUUGAUCAGUUCUUCGAACGAGAUAAAGAGGAACAGUACCGUAAGGACCACCCAGACGAAUUCAGUUCUUCUACCGGAGAUAACUCGUUCAGAAAACAAUUAGAUCAACUUUCAGAGAAAAAACACUACCUGAUAAAGCAAAGAAACAUUCUUUACGCAAUGAAGGGUGAGCAUCAGCCAAAAGUUCACGAGGUUACAGAAGCAGAUAAACAGAACGCUUUAAAGGAAAUUCACGAAAUAUGCAACAAAAAUAAGACUGUAAACACAAUAAAAGUCGUUGAUACUACUAAUUCGAGAAAGCCUGUACCAAAAACAUCCCUCGUAAACCGUGGACAUGGAGCUAAACAACCUACACCAAAUAAGGUUAUUGUGAAACCUGGAAUUUCUGUUGGUAGCGCUUCUAGAUUAUAA
This is a messenger RNA of Trichomonas vaginalis G3, 1275 nucleotides long. Its product is annotated as protein serine/threonine kinase protein. Gene Ontology annotation, biological process: intracellular signal transduction; protein phosphorylation. Gene Ontology annotation, cellular component: cytoplasm. The coding region runs from base 1 to 1275 and encodes 424 amino acids. Lineage: Eukaryota; Parabasalia; Trichomonadida; Trichomonadidae. The record is from RefSeq and is a predicted model, not a curated record. Gene Ontology annotation, molecular function: ATP binding; protein serine/threonine kinase activity. The transcript has a single exon.